Messenger RNA from Ichthyophthirius multifiliis, 1540 nucleotides. RefSeq lists its product as hypothetical. Lineage: Eukaryota; Ciliophora; Oligohymenophorea; Hymenostomatida. The transcript is spliced from 2 exons. The record is from RefSeq and is a predicted model, not a curated record. The annotation marks the transcript as partial.
UAUUAUGAUAAAAGAUAAGCUUAAUCUUUAAACAAAUUUAAGAGCUAGCCAUUUUACAUUAGGAAAUGACUAAAAGCAUUUAUAAUACUAAACAAUUCACAGAAAAGAUUAUACACCAAAAAAAGCUUAACAUGAAUAAUCAUAAGAUCUAAAAUUAAUGAAUAGUCAUUUUGCAUUAGGAGAAGAAAAAAAACAAUGGAUAUAUAAUACUACAAAUAACGUUGCUUAUCCUUUCCACAAAGGAACACAUAAAGCUGGAUUAGAAGAAGCAAGAUAAAGAGAUUUGCGAACCCAUCAUUUUUAAUUUGGUUCUUACGGUCCAACAGUUCAUACUCAUAAUAACUUAACAUAUGACACUAAGCCAGUUUAAUAGAAUUUGCAGAAUGAAAGAGAAGCAUAGAAAGCUAAAAUGAGAAGACAUAAUCAUUAAUUUGCGGAAAGUGAAAGAAUAGAAAUGACAAGUAACUAUAAUGAUUAAUAUAAUAAGUAAUUAGAUCCCAAUGCAUUAAGAUAAGGAUUAAGUGCUGCUGAUAUAAUGCAAAAAGUAGUUAAUUUGAGAAACUCUCAUAUAGUUUUUGGAAAAGAAAAUCUUCCAAUGAAAACCAUCCAACAAUCAGACUACACAAGAAAACCAGAAGCAAAAAUAGAAUAAAAAAAUCCUGCACUCCAGUAAUCUCAUUUUGAAUUAGGAAACUAAAAAAAUACAUUUACGACAACAAAUAGAGAAUUUCAUAAUGAAUAACCACUUGUAUAAAAUCGAUUAGCAGAAGAAACUUAAAAAGAUCUCAGAGCAAGCCAUUUUAUGCUCGGGUAAGAUUAAUAAUAAUAUAAUACGGAAUUUACAGGAAAUUUUAAAAACCAUUAGCUUAAUGGAUUUAAGAAAAUAAAUUUAGAUGAAAAGUUCUUCAAAAAUAACUUUACACACACUAAUCCUGAUGGAAAGACGAACUAUAAUUCUACUUAUAAAACCUAUAUGAAAUUCCCUGAAACAGCAAAAUUAGAACCAAGUAGAGAAUAAAAUAUGGAUAGAAGAUCCAACUUUUAACUUGGAUAAUAAGCCAAUUAAUGGAAAACAGAAUUCUAAGAUUAAUAUUUUAAAAAUAAUGGAAAACCUUCUAUUUUAUAAUAAGAUUAAAAAGAUAAUUUAAGAAAAAGUCAUUUUUAAUUCGAAGAUAUGAAAAACGGUUAGUAUUCUACAGAAUAAAAAUCUUAAUUUACUAAUAAAAAUAUUAAUUAGGCUAGAGGUGUAUUAGAUCCUUAAUUAUAAAAAGAUUUAAGAACACAUCAUUUUGAAUUUGGGGCAUAAAAAGGUUUGUAUGAAACUACUCAUAAAAAGCAUUAUGUUAAAUACGAUAAUUAUUAAAAAGCUUAAUUUAAUUAUUAAAAAGCAAUGGAUUUGAGAGCAGAUCAUUUUUAAGUUAAUUGAUUUUUAUUUUAUAUAUAUUUAUAUAGAAUAUAUAUAUAUAUAUAUAUAUAUAUAUAUAUAUUAUAUAUAUAUAUUUAUAUAUAAUUAUUUUUAUAAUAGAAAGAUUUUAUAAUU